Westerdykella ornata is the source of this 495-nucleotide messenger RNA. Its product is annotated as RraA-like protein. The transcript has a single exon. Lineage: Eukaryota; Fungi; Ascomycota; Dothideomycetes; Pleosporales; Sporormiaceae. Bases 1 to 495 code for a protein of 164 amino acids. The record is from RefSeq and is a predicted model, not a curated record.
AUGCCCGAAUCGAACCUCUCCGCCGAAGAAGCGUCGACACCCUACGCAGACCUCACGCGCCCGGACACCAUCGUCCUCAUCUCGCAGCCCCCAGAUCAAACCUGCGCCGUCGUAGGCGGCAUCAUGGCGCUCCGAAUGCAGAAACUCGGUGCUAGGGGCAUUAUCGUCGACGGCCGGGUGCGGGAUCUAAGUGCGUUGAGGGAAUUGGGGAUUCCCGUGUGGAGUCGGGGGACGAGUGUGGUAGGUGCUGGGGCGGAGACGAGGUUUCAUGCCAAAGAGGUGGCCGUGAGGAUUGGAGGGGUGGAGGUAAGGCCGGGGGAUUUUGUGGUGGUUGAUGAGGAGGAGGGGGGUGUGGUUGUUUGUCCUAGGGAGAGGGUGGGUGAGGUGUUGGGGUUGCUUGCUGGGGAGGAAGGGUUGGUCGGGAGGGAUGGGAGGGUUGUGGAGUGGGUGGAGAAGGGGGGGAGUGUGAGGGAGGGGUUUGAGAUGUUUAGAUAG